Messenger RNA from Microthlaspi erraticum, 774 nucleotides. NCBI's taxonomy places the organism in Eukaryota, Viridiplantae, Streptophyta, Magnoliopsida, Brassicales, Brassicaceae. The record is from the annotation of a GenBank genome assembly.
AUGACAAGCAGUGAAAGCAGAGAUAACCUGAUCUUUCAAAUCAAUAAAGGACUAAAAGAAGCGUACCAAGCUGAGGAGGAGUAUUGGAGGCAACAAAGUCGACAAAUGUGGCUCAACCUAGGAGACAAAAACAGUGGUUACUUUCAUGCAGCGACAAGGGGAAGAAGAGCACGGAGCAAUAUUUCAGUAAUUGAGGGAAGACACUGUGGCUCAGAGCAUAUCACCGAGGAUCUCGAUGAAACAAACACAAAGCUGAUUCAGAUACCUUCACCGGAGGAGAUCAGAACCGCAAUCUUCUCAAUCCAUCCGGACAAAGCGCCGAGUCCAGAUGGAUUCUCUGCAAGCUUUUUUCACUUGAACUGGGAAACAAUAGGGAAUGACAUAACCCUGGAGAUACAACGUUUCUUCACAUCUGGAGUCCUUCCAAGAGGAAUCAAUGCGACUCAUAUCUGCCUAAUACCAAAGAAACCAGCUCCAAAGUUAGUGGCCGACUACAUGCCGAUAGCUUUGUGUAAUGUAUAUUACAAGAUCAUUUCAAAGAUCCUUAAUGCGAGGCUGCAUCUGAUUCUGAACGGUUUGAUCUCAGAAAACCAAUCAGCGUUUGUCCCGGGGAGAGCAAUAUCUGAUAAUGUGAUGAUAACACAUGAGAUCCUCCAUUUCCUGAAAAUUUCAAAAGCGAAAAAGAGGGGAUCAAUGGCGAUCAAAACAGAUAUGACUAAAGCCUAUGAUAGAGUCAAAUGGGAGUAUAUCAAAUUGGUUCUCGAGAGAGUUUGA